Messenger RNA from Daldinia vernicosa, 831 nucleotides. RefSeq lists its product as uncharacterized. The record is from RefSeq and is a predicted model, not a curated record. NCBI's taxonomy places the organism in Eukaryota, Fungi, Ascomycota, Sordariomycetes, Xylariales, Hypoxylaceae. The transcript has a single exon. Bases 1 to 831 code for a protein of 276 amino acids.
AUGGACCGGCGCGAUAGCCAGCCUGAACCCUCAGCGGUCCCUCGGCCAGCAGCAGGAGCAACAGCUGAUUCUCUAGACAUUCUUGUACCGACAUCUCCUGCACUAUCUACACUAUCGUCAAUCUACUCUCCGGGAUCCACCACGGUAGCUCCCAUCGAGCCUCCUUCUGCACAUGGACCGAGGCAGAAUCUGUGUACUGACGAUCCUCAAUUCCUAAAUGCCCACUUUCAUCCUGAAAUCGUUCCUCGCACUUGGUCGGCUCCGUGUGAUCCCUACCGCGAACUGCCCUCAAUAUUUUCUAGUCUUGAGGUGUAUAAAGGAGAAAACUCGGAUAACAAUGGCCUGGAUGCUGCCCAGAGCGCCAUAGGCCAUGCAAUCGUGACAUACAAAAAGAGUCUUCUAGACGAACUAGAGAAAGAGGGUACCAUAUUCGGACUUAAGGUUCAACUGCCGCCUGACGCUGGAGAUUAUGGGGUCGUGAGAGAGAUGGUUGAAUCUGAGGCUUUUGAAUCUUUCGACCGACUACAAGCAGCACUAGCGGCGCACGAAUUCCGUGAGUAUGGCGUGCCUAGAGAGCGCCGCGUUGACUUCUUCGGACCACCUCCCCCUAGGGAAAUGCGCGAUACAGGUCCCUAUGAAAAUCUCGAUUACUUCUUAACUCUCUCAAUGGACCCGCGGGAUAUCCAUCAACUUGAUGCUUCCAUAACUCGUCGGCAGCCUGGCUCGUACGGGAGAUCUGAUGAGCUAACAACCCCGUCGGGUCAUCAACUAAGCCUCAUCCCACCUAUUCUUACUUCGGGUAUUACGAGAAUGAGCCACUGUUCGUCGUAA